Molecule: messenger RNA, 4095 nt
Organism: Corvus hawaiiensis (hawaiian crow)
Lineage: Eukaryota; Metazoa; Chordata; Aves; Passeriformes; Corvidae
Gene: FBXO22
Product: F-box protein 22
Exons: 7
Coding region: 58-1239 (393 amino acids)
Biological process (GO): regulation of skeletal muscle fiber development; protein polyubiquitination; positive regulation of proteasomal ubiquitin-dependent protein catabolic process
Molecular function (GO): protein binding
Source: RefSeq, a predicted model, not a curated record
GCGCGCGGGUGACGCAGGGCGCCGGAGUCGCGGCGGGGCCGGGGAGGCGACCGGGCCAUGGAAUCCGCGGCCAAGGGCGGCUUCGUCCUCGCCAACCUCGCCGAGGUGGUGGAGCGCGUCCUCGGCUUCCUGCCUACCAAGGCGCUGCUGCGCGCCGCCUGCGUAUGCCGGCUAUGGAGGGAGUGCGCACGGCGGACGCUGCGGACGCGGCAGCGAAUCGCGUGGGUGUCGGCGCUGGAGCCGGGCCCCGCCGAAAGCCACGCGCUGGUGCGCGCGCUGGCCCGCGAGCUGGAGAAGGUGCACGUGCUGCCCCAGACAGUGCUCUACAUAGCUGAUGCGGAGACAUUCAGCGGGCACGAGGAGUGUCACGAGCAAAAGAAAGCCAGAAAAAGAAACAGUAAAGAAACAGCACUUGCACUUGAAAAGUUGUUACCAAAGCGAUGUCAGGUUCUUGGACUGGUCACCCCAGGGAUUGUAGUUACCCCGAUGGGUUCGAGUAGCAAUCAGCCUCAAGAAAUUGAAGAGGGCGAAGCUGGGUUUGCUCUGUUGUUUCCCAAAAUUGAUGGGGUGAAAAUUCAUACCUUCCAUUUUUCUAAAGACAUGAAGAACAGGGUCUUUGAUGAAAGUAAAUUUGCUGAAGCAGGUCUGAAGAAUAACCCAGAUCUCCGUGUUGUUCUUCUGUUUGGCUACAACUCCUGGAAGACUGGAGCUACUCGAUUUCUUCAUCAAAUAGUCAAUCCAUUGAAUGAGAAAAGUAUCAUCCUGGCUGGGGGACAAGUGGAGAGCUUUACAUCACUGACCUCUGAGAAUAACCAUGCCCAGCCCGGUGAUGCCUGCGGUGUGGUUGGGUUGGCUUUCAGCGGUCCGCAGAUCCAGAGUGCCACUGUCCUGUUAGACCAGGAUGUGGCUGAUGAGAGGACAGCAGAAGCAGCCAUGCAACGUCUCAAAGCAGCAAACAUCCCCGAGCACAACACCAUUGGGUUCAUGUUUGCGUGUGUUGGCAGAGGAUAUCGGCAUUACAAAACCAAAAGGAAUAUGGAAGCAGAUGCAUUUAGGAAGUUUUUUCCAAACGUACCCCUCUUUGGCUUUUUUGGACAUGGGGAAAUAGGAUGUGAUCGAAUAGUUACUGGGAAUUUCGUAUUAAGAGAAUGUAAUGACAUAAAGGAUGACCUGCUUCACGGUUAUACUACCGUUAUGACUCUUAUUCACCUUGGUUCAACUAAAGCAAACCAAGCAUAAGUAAGGUUUAAUGCUUCAGUGAGCUGUUUGUUUCAUUCCAGAGAGCUGAGAAGUCUGGAAGAGUGGACAUCUUGCAGUCAAAGCCCCUUCCAAAAUGUAAACAUCAUUUUGGUAAUAAUAUCGAGUCUUGUAGUUGCAAUAGAGUUUACUAUAUCUGUGAGAAAGCCUUGCAUCUUGUGUAAUCCCCUGUACACACCAGAAUUGCAGGAAAUUAUAUUUGAUGGAAUUCUGCAGUUGAAGAAAGCCUUUUUCUUCCAAAAUGAAAAUGGUUUCUACAAAUCAUAGAAUAUGCUGAAUUGGAAGGGACCCAUCAGGAGUAUUGAGUUCCAACUCUUGGCCCUGAACAGGACACCCCAAGAAUCCCACCAGGUACUUGAGAGUGUUGUCCAAACGCCUCUUGAGCUCAGGCAGGGCUUGGUGCUCUGACCACUUUCCUGGGGAGCCGGUUCCAGUGCCCAGCUACUCUCUGGGUGAAAAACUUUUUCCUGAUACCCAACCUAAACCUCUCUGACUCAGCUUCGUGCUGUUUCCUCGAGGCCCGUCACUGGUCAUGAGAGUGGAGAGAUGUUGAAGACUGCAAUGAGGUCUCCCCACAGUCUCCUCUUCUCCAGGCUGAGCAAACCUAGUGUCCUCAGCCACUCCUCAUAAGGCUUCCCCUCUCACUUCCUCAUGGCCCUCCUUUGGACCCUCUCUAAAGCUUAAUGUCUUUUUUAUAUGGAGGUGUCCAAAACUAGCCCCAGGACUGGAGACUGCCCCAGCACAGAGCAGAGCAGGACAAUCCCCUCCCUGGCCUGGCUGGCGAUGCUGGACCUGAUGCACCCCAGGACAUGUUUGGCCCUCCUGGCUGCCAGGGCACUGCUGACUCAUAUCCAGCUUACCAUUGACCAGGACCCCUCGGUCCCUUCCCACAGCUGCCCUCCCCCCUCCUGUUCCCCAGUCCAUACACACAACCAGGGUUGCCCUGUCCCAGGUACAUCCAGCACUCGUCCUUGUUAAAUUUCAUAUGGUUGGUGAUUGCCUAUCUCUCUUGGUCGAGGUCUCUGCAGGGCCUCUGUCCUUGAGGGAGUUGACAGCUCCUCCCAAUUUAGUGUCAAUGGCAAACCCAAAUGUAAAAAGAAACAGUUCUUUGAUGUGCUCUAUUUACAUAUGUAAAGCACUCUAGGAAAACUAGUGAUGCAUUAAAUCUCCCAUUUCCUGGAUUUUAUUUCUAGAGAGGUGUACAACUUUGCCAGAGUCCUAUUUACAGAACUGAACAGUUUUACUAGAUAAAAUCAAUUAAAAAUUUUAGAGAAAAGUAACAAAGUACUUGUUAAAUAAAGAUAGAAGUAUGUCAAAGUACCUUGCCUUCUAUUCUUAGAGAAAAAGCUCUGAUUUAAAGAUGUUGUCCAGGUAAGAGUUUAACUGGGCUCAUUAUCUUGAACUGAAUUUCAGUUGUCUUAACUGUGUGGUUUAGAAUAUAGUGGUUGCCUCUUCUCUUGUAGCAUGAUCACGGUGUUUUAAAUCCAGAGUACUUAGAAAUAAGUCUAUCUUUAAGUUUCUUUUUAAAGUUUUUUGCUCUUAAAUUUGGAAUUGUGGGGUUCACAGGAUCUGGCUGUGUUAUAUUUAUAUAGAGACUUUAAACAAGACUUGUGCUUUUGCAUGUUUUUCCUAUGCUUUUACAUCAGUCACCUGUUUUGAUUGCUGCAGCUGGCAUGCAGUAUCAAAUAAAUUCGGCAUAGUCUCAGUAUAGCUAAUAAUAUAUUUGCUGCUUUUUAAAUUCUUUCUUCCCUUUUUUUUCACUUAGUAAUAGAAUGACAAGAAAAUAAGAUCAAUUUUGCACCAUAUCACCAAAUUUCUAAAUGCAAAAUCAGGCAGCUGGGCCAUUUUCAGUGUAGUAAAAAUAAAAUACUUACCUGUAUGCUGUACAAAAAAAUAACUUUUUUUUUUGCUUUAAAUGCACUAAGAAAGACGUCAGUUAGCAACUUGGUGCCCAUGUCUAGUUAAAACUUUUCGUGAACUUGGCCUGACAAGCUAAGGUAGGGGUGUAUCUGUCCUGAGACUUACCUGUUGGUGUCAGUGUGUGCUGAGCGCAGACAGCACUUCCCCUGGCUGUAUUGAUGAUGGGGUUUUUUAAUUAGAAGAUGGGAUGAGCUGUGAACUCCCAGUGGCCAUCUGUGGAUGGGAGAUUAGUAAGUGUGGGUGUGACUUGGACAACAUUCAGUUACUUCAUUUAGAAGGAAAGAUAUCUGAAAAUGGAGUAUGGUUGAAUUUUCAGAGAAGCCCCUUGGUGGGAGGUGACUGUGUUAUUUUAGCAUAACCAGAAUGUCACAUUUGGCCCUUUGAGACUGCAUAACCUUCAGGUUUACCAGGACAGAAAGGAAAUGUUGCAUUUCUGUAAUGCAGAUGGGAUUCCUGGUGCUGUUAGCCAUGCUAACCAGCCUAGGAAGGUUAACUGGUUGCUGUAUUAGAAUAGGUGAAGUGUGAUCAACCACGUGUACUCAGUAACAGUGCAGACUCGGCCAGAACGUCAGAGAAGCUGAUGGCGAGCUCAGACAACGGUGCAGCUAAACCAGAACCGACAGGGUGGUCUGCAGGGCAUAGUCAGCAGGUCCUACAGCUGAGGAAACUUCAGAGGUAAACAUAGUAAAGAAAAGGGGUGGAGGAGUUGGGGGGGGGGGUCUGCAUCAGAACCAGGAAUCCUUCUCUCCAGGAUCAACAAGUGUGGGGAUGAACCCAAAAGACCCUAGAACCAUGCACAUGGCUGGAACCCCUACACUGUCUGUCCCAGGACACAUCAUGCCUUCCAUGUGACAGGCAGGUGGUGUAAAUGAUAAAAUUGCAACAUCUGUGAUUAAAGUGUUUUGCUAUCCAAAUUCA